CGGCCUAACAUAGUACAUGUAGGUUUUAAAAAGAAAACGGAUAGGAUAGAAAAAGAAUAGUGUUAGAGGCCUUAUUAUUAUUAUUUGCUUUUUUGUUAGUUGUAUAAUAAAUAAAAAACACGCUAGUGUUUUUUGUAUUAUUUUUAAAUCCAAAAAGGGCAUGCUUUUAAGAAUAGUAUUAGAACAGAGAGUCAUGAGUUAGAGGAUCAAAUAAAAAAAAUAUGAAUAAUAGAUAAUCUUGUGACUGGCACCCCCUCUUGUUUAUCUAACUUUAAUAAAUAUACCUCAGUGACAUUUUAGACUUUUCUCAUUCCAGUGAACCAGUGUUCCUGUAAAUGGAUAGUUCAUUCAACAAUUAACAUUCUGUCAUGAUUUGGCAACCAGUUGAAAACAAUUGACGGUAGCUAGCCAUCGAGUGUGGGAAAAAAAUCAAUGUUUUAAAAAAAUUGUACAAAUCAUACAUAUGACCAGCAGGCGGCAGCACUCCAGCGCGUGCCGUCGAGCUCGUUUCCAUGCGACUGUAAACAAUGAACCGAAGGGCUUUUGUGCUCUUUCUCUAACAGCUGUAAGAUUGCUCCUCGUUUCUGUCGUUGCCUAAAAUAAGAAAUGGCCUAUUCCCAGUCGCCCAAGAAGGCUGGUCUACCACGAGAGGUUUUGAAAUGGCUGCAAAGUCUUGAUUUAUCGUUUUUCCCCAAAAACGUGCGCAGAGACUUUUCCAAUGGGUAUCUAGUGGCGGAAAUAUUUUCCUGGUACUUCCCAAGGGAUUUUCAUAUGCACUCCUAUGAUAAUGGUGCUUCACUGACUGCCAAACAAUCCAACUGGUCCCAGAUCGAAAGAUUUUUUGGGAAGCAAAACAUCAGCCUGUUGAAAGAGGUCAUAGAUGGCACAAUCCACUGUAAACCUGGAGCUGCGGAGCUUCUCGUGCAAGACAUUUAUUCCUUCCUGACCAACCGAAGGAUCCAGACCAUCCAGAGGGUGGAGCAAAGCUUCACGGAUAGGGCUUAUCAAGACCGGUUGCCUAUGGUGGCUCGAGCCACGGCCUCGGUGGCCAUAAAGAGCAACUUGAGCCUCAGUGAGGUUAUAGCCGAACCAAACAUCAUCACCAACCAGCACAAGGUCCUUGCCAUCAUACGCAGACACAUAAAGCAGAGAAAAGAGGAGAGAACGCAAGACCCAAAACGAUUCAAUGUUAAACCCACUCUUGGAGAGCAGGCUGUCAGAUCUCCUCCGCUGUUAGCCCACCAGAGCGAGCCAAACCUGCAGAUGACCACCGGUCAAGCAGCUUGUUAAGUUCUUGGCCCUGCCCUCCCGGUAAGAGGACAAGACAUAUGUUCUGUGGCAUCUGACAUCAGAAGAAGAUGCACUCAGAUAUCAGAGGCAAAUUCUGAGACUAAGGUAGAUGUCUAACAGAGGUCUUCAAAGCACAUUUCAAAACGCAACCCUAGAAAUUUAAGCAGAAGAUUCAUUCACUCAAAAAAUAAAAAAACAGUUUAACAAGCGUACGCAUCAGUGUGCAGGCUGCUUUUGUUGGCCAUGUUUGAACAGAACACAGACUAACUAAAAAUCCUAAAAAAAUCCAGGUUUAUUUGCUUUCGAAGGCUUGUUGUUCUGAUUGGCAUUGGAUUUGAGUUCUCUACACCAUUCUCUACACAGGGGGCCGCCCGGUGUGUAAAUUUGUGUAAAUUAGAAUUAUUGACAAGUUAUUUAAAAGAAACUGAAUAUUAUAUGAUACUUAAAAUAGUUUUGAUUUUAAAUUAGAUUUUUUUUUUUACUGGAAUAUUUAACAUUUGAAAUUGAGGAUUUUUUUUUUCAAGCCAGAGUUUUAAAGACAUUUAUAUUUUUCGCUGCAAGUAUCCGGUUAUUAAAACUACAGCUCGUGUUUUCAAGGUGAAGAAAAAAUUGGAACAUCGAAUUCAAUUUUCUAAAAUUCGAAACGCUGAAAUUCAGAUUGUACAAAAAGUAGGUCAGAGGUCGUUCACGGGGAGGAAUAGAUGAAGCAUUUUGGCCGAUCACACAGCUGCAGUAGUUUUCUGGUGCCAGGUGCGGCUCAGUACCUGGCAGCAGAAAACUACUGCAGCUGUGUGAUUGGCCAAAAUGCUUCAUUCAUCUACUAUCAUCUGUUUUUCCCCGUGAAUGACCUCUGUUAACUUUGUUAACUAGCUUUUGUCGAUGAUUAAAAUUUACACUAUUCAAAUUCAGACUGUUUUGUCAUAAUACUAGCUCCAUAAGAGCCACUGCCCCUCUUUUUUAAUUUUUUUAUUCCUGUGAUUUAAAGCUUAUUGUUAGCAUUAUUACACCAGUCAAAUUUAACCCUAAAGAAAUCACUGUAAUAUUUUUAUUUGCUUCUCAAAAACAUUUAUUAUUAGUAUUAUGUUGAAACAGUUGAGUAACAGAAAUAUUAGAAAGUUCAGAAGAACAGCAAUUACCUGAAAAAUAAAUAAUUUGUCAAAUUGUAAAUUCUUAAUUCAUUAUAAAGUCUGUAUCAUCACUUUUGAUCAAUUUGAUCGAAGCAACUUUGCGAAAUGAUAGUAUCAAUUUAUAUAAUAUCUUUCCAAUAUACUGACUCCAAACGUUUGAACGGGUGUAAUGUACAAAUGCUGAUCUUUAGAAAUUGCUAUUCAUCGCAGAAUCUUGAAAAAAAUGUACUCGGCUGUUUUAAAUAUUGAUAAUAAGAGUAAUAAAAUUAAAUGUUUUUUGAGCAGCAAAUCAGAAUCUUAGAAUGACUCCUAAAGGAUCACGUGACAUUCGAGUAAUGAUGCUUUGGUCACUGCAGUAAAUCAUAAAAUGUAUUAAAAUAGAAAUCAGUUAUUUAAAAUAGUAAAAAUAUUGUAAAAGUUACUGUUUUGCUGUGCUUUGGAUCGAAUAAAUGCAAGCUU
Puntigrus tetrazona (Sumatra barb) is the source of this 2876-nucleotide messenger RNA. It is a transcript of the gene spata4, whose product is annotated as spermatogenesis associated 4. The record is from RefSeq and is a predicted model, not a curated record. Gene Ontology annotation, cellular component: axoneme. Gene Ontology annotation, biological process: regulation of cytoskeleton organization. The transcript has 6 exons. The coding region runs from base 607 to 1290 and encodes 227 amino acids. Gene Ontology annotation, molecular function: microtubule binding. NCBI's taxonomy places the organism in Eukaryota, Metazoa, Chordata, Actinopteri, Cypriniformes, Cyprinidae.